AAUUUCCCCGCCAAAUUCUCAGCUUUAACGGACUCCGGGGAGAAGCUUCAAAGACAGACUAACAAUGGAGGAGAGUGAGAGAGAAAUUAGUAUCAAAACCCUAUCCGGACAAUCAUUGACCGUUUCCGUCUCCGGCAACAGCACAAUUGAUGACAUCAAACUUCUACUCAGGCGGAAUUUCCCCUCCGCAAUCAUUUCCCCCAAUUUCCACCUAUUUUUCAAGGGUACUAAAUUGAAAGCACAGAGUCAAAUUAGUGCGUGUUGCAUUGACCAUGGCGAAUUUCUAGUUCUCAUUCCAUUUAAUAAAAAGGAGUCUUCCAAGUCUCGGCUACGCGAUCAAUAUGAACUAGAGUCCAGUGUUUCGAGCGGAACCUCAAUUUCUCAAUUCGCUGAUUCUGCUUGGUCCGAUAUGGUGCAGGAUUUAUCGUAUUUACAUGGCUGUUCUGUUGAAGGGAGGGAGGCAACUGUCCCUGAGAGUGAGAGAGGGAGUUCUGAAGUCGGAGGUGUGGAUGCUGAACUGGAAGCGUCUUGUAGUACUAGUUUUUUGAGUUCAAAAGCCAAAGGAAAAGUGGGUUUUGGUUAUGAUGGGUUGAAUGGGAGUUUAGAUGACGUUUUGAGGAACUUUUCGUUGUCUCCUACUGAGGGGUUUCUAAAUGAACAAACCGGUGAAAGCUUUAUUAAGUUUUUGGAAUCGGUGGAUUGUUUGACAGACCCACGUAAUGGGAGUUGUAUGUUGGCAAAACAAGCUAAUUCACGAAGUGGUAACAAAAAAGCUCUAAAUAGCACACGUGGUUCUUCAUGUAUAUGUCCAAUAUGGUUGAAGAAGAUAAUGAAGGCAUUUUCUUUCUUGAAUGUUUUUUCUAUGUUUCUUCAACUACAAGAGGAAAUUAUGACUGUAAGUCGAUUGGAGCAAGCAACGGACCAGCUGCAGAAACGUAGACUUAUGUUUUGUAUGGAGGACAUACAUAACCUCUCUCGUCUAUGUCCCAAGGCAGUACAUUUUGCAAGUGGCAGAUUGGAAGAUACUCGUGUUGAUAAGCUUAUCAUUAUUAUUUAUUUGACUGAAAAAAAUGGUCGACCAAAAGAGGACAUUGACAAUACUGUGUCAAUGGAUGUCAAUCCACUGAAGAGACGGGAAAGAUCCUUUAAACUUUAUCUUUGGGAGGCUAUUAAGUGCCAUAUGCUUAAACAUGGAAGCGGAAGAGAGAUGUGUGUGCCUUUUUCUUUGGAAGCUGUAAUCACAUCAAACGAGACAGAUGUGGAUGGAAGUGAAACAAAGCGAGCAAAGAAAAGUGAUACGGCUUCUUCAAGUUCUCAAUCAGACCGAAUACGAUGUCAUGAUACUUUAAAACUCUUGCCUGAGGAUAUGGUUGAACAUCUUGGAAAGAGUGUUGGACCUGAGGGCCAGAUUGUGCACAUCAAUGAUAUCUUGGCUAGGAAAGCUAAUUAUGUGGAAAUUCCGAAGGAACUUUCAAAUAGUGUUGUAUCAGCACUCAAAUGUAUUGGUGUCGCAAAAUUGUAUAGCCAUCAGGCACGGUCAAUAGAAGCCUCCCUAGCUGGAAAGCAUGUUGCUGUUGCGACAAUGACGUCAAGUGGGAAAUCUCUUUGCUAUAACUUGCCAGUUCUUGAAGCAAUGUCUCAAAAUGUCUCAUCGUGUGCUCUUUACUUAUUUCCUACUAAGGCCUUAGCUCAAGAUCAACUCAGAAGCUUGCUCGUCAUGAUGAAAGGAUUUAAUCAUAACCUUAACAUUGGGGUUUAUGAUGGGGAUACAUCACUGGCUGACAGGAUAUUAUUGCGUGAUAAUGCUAGGCUGUUAAUCACAAAUCCAGAUAUGCUACAUGUAUCAAUCCUGCCACACCACAGACAAUUCGGUAGAAUAUUAUCAAAUCUUCGGUUUAUAGUCAUUGAUGAGGCUCAUACUUAUAAGGGAGCAUUUGGAUGUCAUACUGCAUUAAUACUACGGAGACUUCGUCGACUGUGCUCUCAUGUGUAUGGAAGUGAUCCUUCCUUUAUAUUCUGCACAGCGACCUCUGCAAAUCCCCGCGAACAUUGUAUGGAACUUGGAAAUCUGUCAAGCUUAGAGCUGAUUGACAACGAUGGAAGUCCUUCUGCCAGAAAACUUUUCCUCCUCUGGAAUCCUGUUAUGGCCUUGAAAAGUUACCAGAGAGGUAUUGAUUCUCCUCAAAGUACAAAAAAGAACAUUUCAUUCAAAAAUCCAAGCCCAAUUAUGGACAUUGCAAGGCUCUUUGCGGAAAUGGUUCAGCAUGGACUUCGCUGCAUUGCUUUCUGUAAAACUCGCAAACUUUGUGAGCUCGUUUUAUGCUACACGCGUGAAAUUCUUAAGGAGAGUGCACCUCAUCUGGUUCAGUCUGUGUGUGCUUAUCGUGCUGGAUACACUGCUGAGGAUAGGAGGAGAAUUGAGAGUGACUUUUUUGGGGGAAACCUUUGUGGUGUUGCUGCUACGAAUGCCCUUGAAUUGGGUAUUGAUGUAGGCCAUAUUGAUGCGACUCUGCAUCUGGGUUUUCCUGGCAGUAUUGCUAGCUUGUGGCAGCAAGCAGGCAGGGCAGGAAGGAGAGAAAAGACCUCUCUUUCUGUGUAUGUGGCAUUUGAAGGGCCUCUUGAUCAAUAUUUCAUGAAACACCCUGAAAAACUUUUUGGGAGCCCAAUUGAGUGCUGCCACAUUGAUGCUGAAAACCAACAGGUUCUUGAACAGCAUUUGUUAUGUGCGGCAUAUGAACACCCAGUAUGUCUGGCUUAUGAUCAGAAAUUUUUUGGUCCUGGCUUAAACAAUGCCCUAAUGUCUCUGAAAAAUAGAGGAGAUUUGAUUCCUGAGCCAUCAUGUGGUUCGUCCAAAAGUAUAUGGAACUAUAUUGGGCAAAAGAAAAUGCCUUCCUGCUCAGUUAGUAUCCGAGCCAUUGAAGCAGAGAGAUACAAAGUUGUAGACCAGCGUCGAAAUGAAGUUCUCGAAGAGAUUGAGGAAAGCAAGGCUUUCUUUCAGGUUUAUGAAGGUGCUGUUUAUAUGCAUCAAGGGAGAACUUAUCUUGUCAAAAGCUUGAAUUUGUCGACUAUGCUUGCUUUCUGUGAAGAAGCUGAUCUAAAAUAUUACACAAAAACACGCGAUUACACCGACAUUCAUGUUAUUGGUGGUAAUUUGGCCUAUCCUAGGAGGGCUCCAAAUAUUCCGCCCUCAAAGACAACUGCACAAGCAAAUGAUUGCAGAGUUACCACCACUUGGUUUGGCUUCUACCGAAUACAAAAAGGAAGCAAUCAAAUUCUUGACUCAGUGGAUCUCUCACUUCCAAAAUAUUCGUAUAACUCUCAGGCAGUCUGGAUUCCAGUACCACAAUCAGUAAAAGAAGAGGUGAAAAGGAAAAACUUCAACUUUCGUGCAGGCUUGCAUGGUGCUUCACAUGCCCUUCUGAAUGUCGUGCCAUUACGCAUUAUAUGCAACAUGUCAGACUUGGCUCCUGAAUGUGCAAAUCCCCAUGAUACUCGCUAUUUUCCAGAAAGAAUUCUAUUGUAUGAUCAGCAUCCUGGAGGAACUGGUAUGUCUCUGCAGAUCCAGCCCGUUUUCAUAGAGCUGUUGAAUGCUGCUUUUGAACUUCUCACUUCUUGUCGCUGCUAUGGAGAGACAGGCUGCCCUAAUUGCGUCCAAAGUCUGGCCUGUCACGAAUACAAUGAGGUUUUACACAAGGAUGCAGCCAGUUUAAUUAUCAAGGGUGUUCUGGAUGCAGAGAAAGCAUAUUGCAGGUAAACUCGGAAGUUCCUGAAGAUUCGUACUUUCUUUCUUCUGCAAAAAAUAGGACGUGAUUUCUAUUUUAGGAUUGGUUUGAAAAGCUUCAUUUCAAUUCUUGAUAGAAAAAAAAAAAUAUUAGUUUUGCUUCUGGAGUCAAUUACAAAAGAAUAAUUGGGAUAAAACAAGCGUAUUGUAAUAUUGGUUAAUUUAGAUAGUUCUUUUUUUUUAUAUAAAAAUAAUAAUAAAUUGGGAAUUAGAAGAAAAUCUCUGGCCAGGAGAUUUAUCUCAGAAUCUUCAAAUUACAAUGUCACGUUUUCCAAAAUUCUAAACUGGGUUGGUGCAAUUAUAUCUGGUAACAGGAUAUAAUCCAGCUAGGUCAGGUAAACUAAUUUUCUUUUUUUAUCUUCUUUAGAGGUAUUUUGCUUCAAGGAGGAGGAAGCAUUGACGAUAAGUAGAGAGCAAUUGUUAUUUUUUGAAAAAUUUAUCAUUAAAAUUCAUGCAUGAAAUUCCUUCUCUUUCUAAAUUUAAUGAACUGUUUACAUGGGGAUGUGAUUUUAGUAUAACUUUAUCAAAUCUCAUUUUUAUUUUAUUAAAUUUAAGUUGAUAGGAAUGGUAAUUACGAGCAUAUCUUAUUUUUUGUUAAGGUAUGUCCACUCCCUCAUGAAGGUAAUAGGUUCAAAUCUCUAUCUUUUAUGAUUUAAUAUUCUCUAAAGAAAAAUCCUUCAAUAUAGGAUGGUGAAAAUGGAGUAAAUGAGGUUUGGUUAUUGGUUUGGAAAGACUAAUUAUUUAUCCUUACAACAGAUUUACACUUGCUAUUAUUCUACUAAUGAGAUGAAACGGUCUUAAGCAUUCUCAAAUGGAUUGAUUUCCAUUCAGUUUACUUGUGCUCAUGUUAUUAACUUCAUAGAGAUGCUUGUCUUUACUUUUGCGUAUGAAAUGAAGUUCACUAAAAUACAAUUGAAUUGGUGUAUGAAUUAUUACACCGAAGUCGUCCCCAUUAAAUUUGCUGCCAUUUUGAUGAAUAGCCCUGUAGAGAAGGUGCUGGCUGAAAUAGGCUUUACUGUGCUGGCGAGUGGCUACAGCGCACCCUUACUGAGCUCCUCACCUCUGCUCCACUGACUUAUAAAUUCGUAUCUUCCAUUAACUAAUCAUUCAUGUUCACGUUUAUGAACAUUUGGAGUUCUUUGUUCUUUCUUUUUCCCUAUUUACUAAGUUCGAUUUUAAUCAGUUUGGCUAGCUAGUGGAUGUCUAUUAUUCUACUUUUAUCAGACUAUGAAGUACUUUGCAUGUGAUGUCUUUGAUUCAUGUAGCCUAGUUGUUCUUGUCUAAGACUAAGAAGUUGUUUGGGACUUUGAGUUAGCGGUUUUGAUUUCGUAAAACACUAUUUUUGUUUAAAAUUAAAGAAUUGUUUGUAGCUUUAAAUUGAGUUCAUAAGUUUGGAGAGGAAGUAUGUGUUUAUGAUGCAAAGUUGUCUAGUAUGAAGUUUAGGAAACAUUGAAAAGUGACCGGAGAAAGUAGAUGAAGUUUCUUAAUAAAUGUGUAAAUUUUAACGGCAAACACUUUUAAAAUUAGUGAAGUUGUGUUAUUUAA
Cucumis sativus (cucumber) is the source of this 5326-nucleotide messenger RNA. RefSeq lists its product as uncharacterized. The coding region runs from base 65 to 3754 and encodes 1229 amino acids. Lineage: Eukaryota; Viridiplantae; Streptophyta; Magnoliopsida; Cucurbitales; Cucurbitaceae. The transcript has 28 exons. Gene Ontology annotation, molecular function: nucleic acid binding; ATP binding; protein binding. The record is from RefSeq and is a predicted model, not a curated record.